AUGAAGGAAUAACAGAAGGAGAUUGAGUUAUUUCAACAAUAAUCUUUUUGGUAAAAAGAUCUCUAGAUGAUUAAAAACAAUCGCCAAAUAUAAGUAAGUGUAUCCUACUGCUGCCAAUCAGACGGAGACCAAAGCACACUUGGCUUGUCUAACAAUUUCUUCGUUAAUAUUAUAGCUAUAUUUAUUAGGGGGAUUCCAACUCAUGGGAGACUUUCUGGCUGGACCGUUACACAAAGAAUUCAAAGUAGUCAAUAUGA
Molecule: messenger RNA, 257 nt
Organism: Paramecium octaurelia
Lineage: Eukaryota; Ciliophora; Oligohymenophorea; Peniculida; Parameciidae
Source: the annotation of a GenBank genome assembly